This is a messenger RNA of Phyllotreta striolata, 1728 nucleotides long. NCBI's taxonomy places the organism in Eukaryota, Metazoa, Arthropoda, Insecta, Coleoptera, Chrysomelidae. The record is from the annotation of a GenBank genome assembly.
AUGGCGGAUACAAACAAACGCGCGCGUGCCAUAUGUCGCGUGUUAAUCCGGGCGAGACACGUUGCGACGGUAACGGCUCUACAAAUAUCCGCUGUAUACUGUAUAAAUUCGUCAGUGAUAUUAUUUUGCGCAUCGGGCGUCGCGACGUCCGAAGACGCCUUUCCGGCGCCCUUCCUAUUCGGCGCCGCUUCCUCCGCUUACCAGACAGAAGGCGCCUGGGCUGAGGGCCACAAAGGCGAGACCAUAUGGGAUAGAUGGUCGCACGAGAAACGCGCCGGCGACGCCGACGCCGACGCCGACACAGCCAGCGAUUCCUACCACAAGUACAGAGAGGACAUCCAGCUGGCCAAGGAACUGGGAUUGACCCACUACAAGUUCUCCAUCUCUUGGGCCAGGAUAUUUCCGAGCGGUUUCAACAAUUCAUUCAGUACUCAGGCGCAAUUUCACUAUCAAAGUUUGAUCAACGAAUUGCUCAAGAACAACAUAACGCCUGUAGUGACGAUGUAUCAUUGGGAUCUGCCCGAAAGCAUCGAAAAUUUCGGCGGUUGGCUCAACUUAGACAUCGUGGAUUAUUUCACCGAUUACGCUCGACAUUUGUUCAAGACUUUUCCAAACGUUAAAUAUUGGAUCACCAUCAACGAACCUAGACAGGUGUGCUCGGGCGGGUACGGGCAGGGAACGAAAGCACCUUUUCUCAAUGUAAGCGGAGAAGCGGAUUAUCUGUGCGCAUAUCACGUCAUUUUAGCGCACGCUUCAGUUUAUAAUUUGUACAAGACAGAAUUUUCGAAAAACAAAGGUACAAUUAGCAUCAAUUUGGACGGUGAAUGGAACAUUCCUGCCAGCAAGAGCAAGGAGGACGAGCAAGCUGCCGAAAGAAGAUUACAAUUCGAUUUUGGAUUGUAUGCCAAUCCGUUGAUGUUCGGCGAUUGGCCGAGCGUUGUAAAACAACGCGUGGAUGAACGAAGUAAUAAAGAAAACUUCACCGAGUCCAGAUUGCCAGUAUUUACAGAUGAUCAGAAGAAAUGGAUCAAUGGAAGUUUGGAUUUCUUAACGGUAGAUUUUUGGGACACUAAACGAGUGGGAGAUGCUCGGGAAGCUGAUUAUUCCAACUUUUCCUACGAUAAUGAUGUUAGAGUAGCGGUUAGCAAACCCGAUAAUUUACCUACUGCUUUAGAUGGGAACACGAUUAAUCCAGAUGGUUUGAGAUCUUUCUUGCAAUGGGUGGAUAAAACUUACAACAAACCGAAAAUUCUUAUCGGAGGAAAUGGAAUUCCUGAUGAUGGCUCGACUCUGGUAGAUAACGACAGGUUGUAUUAUUUGGCCGGCCAUUUGAAUGCUUUGUUAAAAUCGAUUUACGAUGAUAAAAUCGAUGUGUUCGGUUACACGGCGUGGAGUCUUUUGGAUGAUUUCGAAUGGACCGAUGGAUACAGGCUACACUAUGGUUUAUAUUCAGUCAACUUUACCGACUCGAAUAGGAACCGAACAGCGAAAGAUUCCGUGAAAUACUACAAAACUAUUAUCGAAACACGGAAAAUUCCUGCAACUCCCAAGACAACGACAACUAGUUCAACUACAACUACAAGUACAACCACAAGUUCAACUACAAGUACAACCACUCCUGCUACAAGUUCUAUUAUUCCCGAAACAACGACGGCUUCGAGUUGUGUGCAUUUUGUAGAAUUAUCUUUGUUUUUUACUGCAACCUUCUUGUAUCUGUUCGUAAAUUAA